Messenger RNA from Pollicipes pollicipes, 2196 nucleotides. Its product is annotated as POC1 centriolar protein homolog A. Gene Ontology annotation, biological process: cilium assembly. Gene Ontology annotation, cellular component: centriole; ciliary basal body. The coding region runs from base 396 to 1586 and encodes 396 amino acids. Gene Ontology annotation, molecular function: protein binding. The transcript has 7 exons. The record is from RefSeq and is a predicted model, not a curated record. NCBI's taxonomy places the organism in Eukaryota, Metazoa, Arthropoda, Thecostraca, Pollicipedomorpha, Pollicipedidae.
AGAGUUUGGAAAUCUUCACAAAGUCGCGACUGUAAAAUAAAGACUCUUGGUAACAGUCGCAAACGCGCUUGGAUUCAAAACGCACACAGCCAACAAACGAGGCAAGCAUCACGCCGCAGGGAACUUGAAAGUGAUCCGCUCGGGCUCAGUGUAUUUAAGAAUUGUAAAGAAAGCUGGCGCUGUGAACUUCACACUUGGAGGCGUGUCUUAAGACUUCACAAUGAGUAACGCCUGUGUGGAGGAAGACCCGGUGUUGGAGCGGAACUUCCACGGCCACCGGGACACUGUAACGGCCGUGGACUUCCAUCCGAGCACGUGCCAGGUGGUGUCCUCCAGCCUGGACGCCUGCAUCAUGCUCUGGAACUACCAGCAGCAACAGCGUGCCUUCAGACUGAAUGGGCCACAAGGAGCCGGUGAUGGACGUGCAGUUCUCGCCUUCGGGUAACCUGAUCGCCUCUGGCUCCCGGGACCGCACCAUCCGGCUCUGGGUGCCCUCCAUCAAGGGUGACUCGGGCAUGUUCAAGGCGCACAUGGGGACGGUACGCAGCGUCAACUUCUCCCCGGACGGCCAGAUGCUGGCCUCCGGCUCCGACGACAAGUCCAUCAAGGUGUGGACCGUGGCGCGGCACAAGUUUCAGUUUUCUCUCGCCGACCACAAGAACUGGGUCCGCUGCGUCAGGUUCUCGCCGGACGGCCGGCUCAUCACCAGCACCUCGGACGACCGCACCGUGCGGGUCUGGGACUGCCGCACACAGUGCUGCGUGCACACCUUUCACGAGGCCAAGGGCUUCUCGCACCACGUCGAGUUCCACCCGGCCGGCUCCUGCAUCGCUGCCGCCGGCUCCGACAACGCCGUCAAGGUGUACGACGUCCGCAUGCGCAGUCUGCUGCAACACUACGCCGUCCAUACGGCGCCCAUCAACAAGGUGUCGUUCCACCCGUCGGGAAACUUCUUGCUGUCGGCGUCGCACGACGGCACGUUGCGCGUGUUCGACCUGCUGGAGGGGCGGCCGUACUACACGUUGCACGGCCACCGGGGUCCGGUCACUGCCGCCGCCUUCGCGCGCGACGGCCACCACUUCGCCUCGGGCGGCACCGACGAGCAGCUGUUCGUGUGGCGCACCAACUUCGACCGGGAGAUGGCGGUGUCGAGCAGCGGCAGCGUGAUCCCGCAGAUGGAGACGGGUACGGAGAACACGCGGCCGGACGUAGACUGCUCGCGGCUGGCGGACGAACGGCGCGACGAGCUGCCGCCCGAGUCGGAGACGGAGAGCGUGCCGUCCGGUCCGCAGCCGACGCGGCCUCGCUGCUGCCGGCGGCGACGGCGGCGAACUGGGCGAGAUCAAGUCAAUGGUGCAGGGCAUGAUGCAGCAGAUGGAGCUAGUGACGCAGACCGUUUUACUGCUCGAGGAGCGGCUCAAGCUGGCCGAGGACAAGCUCUGCGAGAUGGCGGGGGCCGACCCGCACCGCAAGGACUAGUUCCGCACCGGCGGCGCGAGGACUGCCGGAGCACCAGCUUCGCAGACGCUGAAAUACCGUCCAGCGGCGCAUGGACUGGCUGUGGAUCAGCAGUGCCUGAUCGGUAGCCGCGCCAUGGCGUUUGUUCUGAGUGUGGAUCAGCAGAGUCGGGACCAGCCAUUGAUGACCACUUCAGUCCGCAAAAACUAAGCGCGAAUAAGUAUCGCGGGCACUACGUGUUGACCGGCACAGGGUCCAGUCUUGUCCCGGCGUUGCAGGGGGCGUGGAUCAUCGAACCUGACGUGGUGUGCUUGAUUACAAUUGACGGUAAGGCGGUCAUUGGCUUCAGCGUGAUGGCUUGGCCACGUGCGAGUGAGUGCUUCUUGUGGGUGACUCGUCGGCGUGUUCGUCCGCGCUUGGCGUGAAAUCACGAGGACUGUUGGGAGAUAGGUAGAUACCGCUGGCAUGUAUGGCUGGCGUUGUUCUUCAUGCCCACCAUUUCUGUGAUGUACAUACUGCCUUUCCUUCAUAAUUUGCUCUCCUCGAGACGAGGGCUCGCUUGCGCGCCGACUCACCGCUGAUUUCUAGCCACCUUUCUUUGAAAUAUGUUAGCUAACGUUAUGAUUAUUUGUUGUAAAUUGUAUGCUUCCAUAAAUGCAUGACACAUUAGUAGCUGGGAAAUCGUGAGCAGUGUUUCGCAUUUAGUUGUUGCCGUAGCUCUCCGUUAAUACACAUAUG